GUGGUGCGUCUCCCUCCGUAGCUCAAACGCACUCCUGCUGUCCGGCUGCUGGGAAUGAGGUGAAGGAGCAGCUGGUGGAGCAGAGGCAGUGAGUCACCUCCUCGGUCCGGUCCGGUUCGGUUCGGCCAGAGCCGCGUUCAGUCCGCGCUGCGCACACACACGCCGCGCUGCGCUCUCGGGGCUUUUUUUACGCAUUUGGAGAACAACGUGGAAACAAACGCAAGUGCUGCGAGAAGACAGAGUGAGAGCAUUAAGCCCCGUCUUCACCUGGAGGAAUUUGACCGAUUGGUGACAGCACAUUCUGAAGUUAACAGCAGGACAUUUUCUAAUUUCAAAAUGAAAGGAUUUCCACUUUUGUGCAACGUGAUUCUUGGUGCGCUGAUUGUCGCCGUUUCAGCAACGAAGUUAAAUGUACCGAGACUGAAACUACCUUACAAAGACCUGCUGGCCACCAACCGCUCGUCCGUCUUCAGCGGCCGCCACGGCCAGCUCCCUCUGACCGCCGUCUUCCUGGACGAGUACCGCGACCGCCUCUUCCUGGGCGGCAAAGACGUCCUGUACUCGCUCCUGCUGGGACCCACCGACAGCGAGUCCAAGGAGAUCUCCUGGCCCCCGUUACCUGGCAACAGGGAGGACUGCAUUGAAAUGGGGAAGGAACAGACGGAGUGUGCCAACUUUGUCCGCCUCCUGCAGCCCUACAACCGAACCCACCUCCUGGCCUGCGGCACCGGCGCCUUUCAGCCCAUGUGUGCGUUCAUCAACGUGGGACACAGAGGAGAGCAUGUUUUCACAAUGGACCCUACAAAUGUGGAAAACGGACGAGGAAAAGUUCCUCAUGACCCCAGCCUGCCGUUCGCCAGCACCUUUAGUGGUGGGGAGCUGUAUACCGGACUGACAGCGGAUUUCUUGGGAAGAGACUCCGUGAUCUUCAGGAGUCUGGGGAGUCGCUCCACCAUGAGAACAGAGACGGACGAGAAGCUGCUCAAUGACCCCAAGUUCAUUGCCGCCCACCUCAUCCCGGACAAUGACGACAGGGACAACGAUAAAGUCUAUUUCUUUUUCACGGAGAAGGUGACGGAGGCGGGCGACAGGGAGGGGGCCAUUCACACACGCGUCGGACGAGUGUGUGCGAAUGACGUCGGAGGCCAGAGAGUGUUGGUCAACAAGUGGAGCACGUUCAUCAAAGCGCGGCUCGUCUGCUCUGUACCAGGACCUCACGGCAUCGACACGCACUUCAACCAGCUGGAGGACGUUUUCCUGCUGAGGACCAAGGACGAGAGGAACCCGGAAGUGUACGCAAUCUUCAGCACCAUCAGUAACGUGUUCCAGGGUUUCGCUGUGUGUGUUUACCAGAUGGCGGACAUCAGAGAAGCCUUCAACGGGCCCUUCGCUCAUAAAGAAGGCCCUGACUAUCAGUGGGGGCCCUAUGAGGGCCGGGUUCCUUAUCCAAGGCCCGGCGUGUGUCCCAGUAAAAUCACCAACCAGCCCGGCAGAGAGUUUGGCAGCACCAAGGAUUUCCCCGACCCGGUGCUGCACUUCGCCCGCGGCCACCCGCUCAUGUGGCAGCCCGUGUACCCCAGCCUGCGGCAGCCGGUGCUCGUCAAGGCCAACAUCCCGUACAAGCUCAGGCAGAUCGUGGUGGACCGGGUCGAAGCCGAGGACGGACAGUAUGAUGUCAUGUUUAUUGGCACAGACAUUGGUACAGUUUUGAAGGUCAUUGCAUUGCAGAGUGGAAACAGUCUAGAGACAGAGGAAGUCACACUGGAAGAGCUGCAAGUCUUUAAGGUGCCGACUCCCAUCACUUCCAUGGACAUAUCUGUGAAAAGGCAAGCCCUGUUUGCGGCCUCUCCGGCAGGCGUGGCCCAGGUGAAGCUGCAUCGCUGUGAGACGUACGGGCGCGCCUGCGCCGAGUGCUGCCUGGCCCGGGACCCGUACUGCGCCUGGGACGGCUCGUCCUGCGCGCGCUACCUCCCCAACGGCAAAAGGCGCUAUCGCAGGCAGGACAUCCGCCACGGCAACCCUGUGCUGCAGUGUUUGGACCAGACUCAGAGCGAAGACCUGGAUGUCACAGAGGACAGGGUGGUGUACGGGACCGAAAACAACAGCACCUUACUGGAGUGUGUCCCACGCUCUCUGCAAGCUACCGUCACCUGGCUCGUUCAACACAACGACCGCAAGGAGGAAGUAAAGACGGACGAUCGCGUGAUGCCUACGGAGCAGGGCCUCCUGUUUCGGCGCCUUUUCCGCCACGACGAAGGCGUGUACAUCUGCCAUUCCCAAGAGCAUGGCUUCACGCAGACCCUGGCCCGCUUCACCCUCGAAGUCCUACAGGGGGACACUCUGGACGAACUCAUGGCGCGCGACAACGCCGGCCUCUCGGACUCCUUCAAGGAUCGGUCGCCGGCGGGAAGCUACCGGUCCUGGAUGCCGUGCAGCGCCUACAGCAGAGGCGGCUCCUCCGGCCAAAUGGCCCAGUCACGCCUUUGGUUCAAGGACAUCAUGCAGCUGAUCGGGCCGUCGAACCUGCCACAGGUGGAGGAGUACUGCGAGAGGAUGUGGUGCAACGACAAGCUGAGGAGGAAGCACAAGAGCAUGCUGGAGAAAUACCGGCAGGCACAGGAGAGCGCCAGGAAGGCUCGCAGCAGGAACUCCGGUGAGCGCAACCGAAUGCCACGGGAUGUGAGCACAAACAGGGCGGUGUAGACGAGCGUGGGCAGCCUUAGCGAGACUAGGCUGAUGGGGGACCCUUUGGAGCUUGAAGUGGUCCAACGGGAUAAGGAACAAUGGAUUCAUGAAAUCACCGUAGGUUGGAAAGAGGCUACAGUUUGGUUCUAACUGUGGACCACAAAGACAGAAGUGUAAUGUUGUCUAUGAUGACAACACAAGAGACUGCUUGUGAUAAAAUAGGAGGUGCUGCUCUUUCGAAGCCAGGAGGAGGAAGCUUUUUUAAAUGUUGCUCACUAAGGACCCGUCCUUCGUGUGGAUUAACGUGUCAGCAACACAUGGAGAUAUUUCAACAGUUGUGCCAAGCAUUUCAGGCCUCAUUGACUCUGUGUUGGCUCAUGUUAUGAAAUUAAUUGCUCAUUUAUGAUUUCGCCUGUCACAUUAAAUUUGCCUUAGUCUUUGCAGCAUACACUUCUAUGUACAGUUGCCUUUCAUAUAAAGUGCGAUGCAGAAUGCAGCCACUAAAACCAUCUCCUUGUAUUUAAUUGUGUAUCUAUGACAUAAUUCUUAUGUCUUGGUUUAACAGGCCUUUCAGCACACUCGUUAGAGGUUUAUUAAAGUUAAUGAUGCACACCGGCUACAAGCUUGUGUUCAGGGAGUAAAAUCCCUUUCACUCGGGGAGUACAGUCAACUAAAUCAAUUAGAAACUAACAUAAGACAACUGAUGAUACUUCAGAAAAGUAAAGGCAGGCAGCACCAUUUUUCACAAGGGGCCAAUGCACUAUUCAUUAAAACACUAGACAGCAACGUCAGUCCUUAAACCCCAGGAUUAAGGCAGGCAACAACAACAACCCCUAAUAAUAAUAAUAAUGAUAAUAAUAAUAAUAAUUAGAAGACAACUGAAUACAUUCAAUACCAAGUAACCAAGUGAGGGAACUUUAACUGUUUAAAUGAUGGUAUGAUUGUGGGAUGAUUUUUAAUCCAUGUGAAUGAACCGAUGGAGCAACAGGAAAAAGAAAGCAAAGGUUUCAAAGGUACUAGAAGGAUGUUGUACUGUUGGUAUUUGUGAUUCAUACAUUUUUAUCCCUAUUAAAACACUUUCCUACAGUAGGUCAGUGUAAUGAUAAUAUCUUGUACAGCACACAGUACUUUCUACUUCCCUGUAAGUUUAUUUGUGUAGUUUAAGGAUGCGAGACUGUCUAUUAAACCAUCUAAGCUAAAUUAAACUUAUGCAUGAGAUGAUGGAGAUGAUACCUUUGUUGUUGUGUUGGUAUCAUGUACGCUUUAACUUGAAUGACUGCCGGCAGAACUGUCUACACAGUCAUAUUUGCAGUUGUAAUUGUGACUUUACUUUUCAUUCCAUAUGAAUGGAAUGGACAAAAUAAAUGCUGAUGCUCUUUUUGCUUUUGUUCCCUUCUGAAAUGACAACAGUAACCGUUACUGAACGAAUACAAGUCCGGUUAGGUUUCAUGUCGGACUAGUUGUACAAAGAAUGUUGUUGGAUUGUUUGACACUUUAGAUUUUUAACAUUAACUCUUAACUUUUAUGGUGUUCACUGUAAUUAGUUGUUAGUUGUGUGUUGACCAGAAUUCUAAUGCACAUAAAUGAUGUGAUGCAGACGAUUUCUAUCCUCUUAAGUCACAUCACCUCACUUCCUUUUAAUUAAUUAUUAAUUAAUUCCUGGAGCUCCUAUACUGUACAUAACACAGACAUGAGGUUCAGUCACUAAUGACACAGCGAUCAAAUUAACAGUAAAUUGAAAAUGAAAGGCUCAACAAGCUUUAGUAAAAUAAUCAACAUUUUGUCUGCAAUGUGGAUGGAUGUUCAAAUCAACCAAAAACAUAAAGUGUCUUCACACUAUGCUGUAAAAAUGCAAUCUGGUUGUGGGCUCUGAGUUUAAUUUAAAGCUGUAUUUAUGUUCUAUUUAAGUAUUGCUAUCAUGCAUGCUCUGUACCUGCUAUUUAACAGCAAUAAAAUGUGUUUUUUUAACCUCA
This is a messenger RNA of Betta splendens (Siamese fighting fish), 4658 nucleotides long. RefSeq names its product sema domain, immunoglobulin domain (Ig), short basic domain, secreted, (semaphorin) 3bl (gene sema3g). Gene Ontology annotation, molecular function: chemorepellent activity; semaphorin receptor binding. Lineage: Eukaryota; Metazoa; Chordata; Actinopteri; Anabantiformes; Osphronemidae. Gene Ontology annotation, biological process: negative chemotaxis; positive regulation of cell migration; negative regulation of axon extension involved in axon guidance. The coding region runs from base 337 to 2703 and encodes 788 amino acids. The transcript is spliced from 16 exons. The record is from RefSeq and is a predicted model, not a curated record.